Molecule: messenger RNA, 6840 nt
Organism: Anoplopoma fimbria (sablefish)
Lineage: Eukaryota; Metazoa; Chordata; Actinopteri; Perciformes; Anoplopomatidae
Gene: ankrd44
Product: ankyrin repeat domain 44
Exons: 28
Coding region: 212-3700 (1162 amino acids)
Cellular component (GO): cytoplasm
Molecular function (GO): protein binding
Source: RefSeq, a predicted model, not a curated record
UAUGCAUCAGUCCAGUCUUCUGCAGAGGUGCUUUUAUAACACAACCCUCCCCUGGUGUCCGGUGGAGGGCAGCAGCGAGGAGGUGCCGGUUGUUGUUGAUGCUGAGGGAAGCUGCUCCUCCACUUCUGCAUCUGAGAGGAGGAGAGACGAGCUCCAACUUCCUGUGUGAGAGUGUGUGUGUGUGUGUGUGUGUUAAUGUGUGUGUGUGUUAAUGUGUGUGAGAGAGAGAGAGAGAGAGAGAGAGAGAUCUCCACUCAGCAGAGUUCAGCCUGGCCGCCUCUCCGGGGAGGUUUGUGGCUCUGCAGACCGGGGAGAGGAGGCAGCUCUGUGUGGAUGGUGUAGGGCUUGGAUAGACGCCUGGGUGCACCACCACCACCACCAGCACCACCAGUAUACACCACCAGCACCAGUGGAUUGUUGUGGGCCGCUGAAGGGCUGCAGGGGAAGUCCGGGUAGCGCGUCUUUGCGCAUGGUGCCACGGUGCGUCGGUGCGUCGGUGCCACGGUGCGUCGGAGCGGACCCAGAGAUGGCUGUCCUCAAACUGGCCGACCAGCCUCCUCUCAUCCAGGCGAUCUUCAGCGGAGACCCUGAAGAGAUCCGCAUGCUCAUAUACAAGUCUGAAGACAUCAAUGCUCUGGACACAGAGAAGCGAACCCCGCUGCAUGCAGCCGCCUUCCUGGGCGAUGCCGAGAUCACAGAGCUCCUCAUCCUCUCUGGAGCUCGGGUCAACGCCAAGGACAACAUGUGGCUCACCCCCCUCCAUCGCGCCGUGGCUUCUCGGAGCGAGGAGGCGGUGCGAGUUUUGAUCCGCCACUCGGCCGACGUGAACGCGCGCGACAAGAACUGGCAGACGCCGCUGCACGUCGCUGCAGCCAACAACGCGCUGCGAUGCGCUGAGGUCAUCAUCCCGCUGCUGAGUAGCGUCAACGUGUCGGACCGCGGCGGACGCACCGCCCUGCACCACGCUGCCCUCAAUGGACACACUGAGAUGGUGAACCUCCUCCUCGCUAAAGGGGCCAACAUCAACGCCUUCGAUAAGAAAGAUGGCCGUGCACUGCACUGGGCAGCUUUCAUGGGUCAUUUGGACGUGGCGUGUCUGCUGGUGAGUCAGGGGGCCGAGAUCAGCUGUAAGGACAAACGGGGAUACACCCCCCUCCACACGGCGGCCUCCGGCGGGAAGAUCGCUGUCGUCAAACACCUGCUGAACCUGACGGUGGAGAUAGAUGAGUGCAACGCAUUUGGGAACACGGCGCUCCACGUGGCCUGUUACAACGGUCAGGACGCCGUCGUCAGCGAGCUGAUAGAUUACGGCGCCAACGUCAGCCAGGCCAACAACAAGGGAUUCACCCCGCUGCACUUUGCCGCCGCUUCCACACACGGAGCGCUCUGUCUGGAGUUCCUGGUCAACAACGGGGCUGACGUCAACGUACAGAGUCGUGACGGGAAGAGUCCUCUUCACAUGACGGCAGUUCACGGACGCUUCACUCGCUCACAGACCCUCAUCCAGAACGGCGGGGAGAUCGACAGUGUGGACAAGGACGGAAACACCCCUCUCCACAUUGCUGCACGCUAUGGUCAUGAACUCCUCAUCAACACGCUCAUCACAAGCGGAGCAGACUGCACAAGGCGAGGAGUCCACGACAUGUUCCCUCUCCACAUGGCUGCUUUGAACGCUCACUCUGACUGCUGCAGGAAGCUGCUGUCCUCAGGCUUCCAGAUAGACACUCCUGACAGCAUGGGGAGGACCUGUCUGCACGCUGCUGCCGCCGGAGGUAAUGUGGAGUGUGUGAAGCUGCUCCUGAGCAGUGGUGGAGAACACAACAGGAGGGAUAAGUGUGGCAGAACCCCCCUGCACUACGCGGCCGCCAGCCGUCACUAUCCGUGUCUGGAGACUCUGGUUGCUUGUGGCACCGCCAUCAACGCCACCGACCAGUGGGGUCGCUCCGCCCUGCACUACGCCGCCGCCUCCGACCUGGACAGGAGGCGUCGUGUUGCUCUGGAGCCGGAGAGUGAAGGUGUUCAGGCAGAGAGGGAGAAAGAAGCAGCGCUAUGUUUGGAGUUCCUGCUUCAGAGCGGAGCCACGGCCUCUCUAAAGGACAAACAGGGCUACAGUCCGGUCCACUACGCCGCAGCGUACGGACACAGGCACUGUCUGGAGCUGCUGCUGGACAGAGACGACGGUCACCAAGACGACCCCGAAUCUCCGAACGCUAGGAGCCCGCUGCACCUCGCCGCGUACCACGGCCACGCUCAGGCCCUGGAGGUGCUGCUGCAGGGGGAGAGGGAGGUGGACCAGGGGGACGAGGCGGGGCGGACCCCUCUGGCCCUCGCCGCCCUCCGGGGCCACGCUGAGUGCGUUCACACCCUCCUCAGCCAGGGGGCGUCGCCGCGCUCCACCGACACCCAGUACGGACGAAACCCCGUCCACCUGGCAGUGAUGAACGGUCAUACGACGUGUGUGCGCCUCCUGCUGGACGAGUCGGACAGUGCAGACCUGGUGGAUGCUGCUGACUCUCAGGGACAGACUCCUCUGAUGCUGGCGGUGGCCGGAGGUCACGUGGACGCCGUGUCGCUGCUGCUGGAGCGGGAGGCCAACGUGAACCUGGCCAGUAACCACGGCCUCACUGCUCUGCACCUCGGGCUGCUCUGCGGUCAGGAGGAGUGCAUCCAGUGUCUGUUGGAGCAGGAGGCCUCGGUGUUGCUAGGCGACGCUCGGGGUCGGACCCCCAUCCACCUGGCUGCUGCCAGAGGUCACGCCUCGUGGCUGAGCGAGCUGCUGAGCAUCGCCUGCUCCGAGCCGCCGGCCCUCCCCCCGCUGAGAGACCACAGCGGGUACACGCCGCUGCACUGGGCCUGCUACUACGGUCAUGAGGGGUGUGUGGAGGUUCUUCUGGAGCAGAAGGGAUGUCGCUGUAUUGAUGGGAACCUGUUCACUCCUCUGCACUGUGCUGUGGCGAAUGAUCACGAGCCGUGUGCAUCUCUGCUGCUGGAGGCGAUGGGGUCGGACAUCGCUGGCUGCAAAGACGCUAAGGACAGGACUCCUCUUCAUGCCGCAGCGUUCUCGGGUCACGUUGACUGCAUCCAGAUGCUCAUGUCCCAUGAUGCACCUGUCGACGCUGUGGACCAAUCGGGUCGCAAUGCACUGAUGAUGGCGGCUGAGAAGGGCAGAGCUGGAGCUCUCGAGGUGCUGUUGAGCAGCACCAGUACCAACCUCAGUCUGACCGACAAAGACGGCAACACCGCCCUGCAUCUAGCCUGCAGCAAUGGAAAGGAAGACUGUGUGAUGUUGAUCCUGGAGAAGCUCUCUGACACUGCGCUUAUAAAUGCAACAAAUGCAGCGCUGCAAACUCCUCUCCACCUGGCGGCUCGUAGCGGUCUGAAGAAGGCGGUCCAGGAGCUGCUGUCCAGAGGAGCCAACGUUCAGACGGUGGAUGAGAACGGUCUGACGCCUGCUCUGGCUUGCGCUCCUAGCAGAGAGGUGGCUGACUGUCUGGCUCUCAUUCUGGCUACCAUGAUGCCUUUCUGCUCCCCUUGCAGCUCCGGGGCUCCCUCCCCAGGCUCCCUGCUGAGGCAGCUGCCCCACCAGGGGGUCAAAGGCCCGGGCGCCGGCCCUCGGGGGCCACGGAGCCCCAGGAACCCCUCUGGACCCUCCAGCGAGGGAACCACCGAGAACGACUCGGAGGACUCGGAAACCUUCUGACCCCUCCGUAAAAACCGACUCUCUACCCUCCUACCUCGAGCUGUGCACCUGAACCUAUCACCUUCCCUCCACCCUCCAGGACCGAUGCAGUGUUUGAUAAACUGUAAAGUGCACUCUUGAGGGAGAAGGGUAGAGACUUGGUUCUGAUACAGCUUGGAUGCUUUUGCAGUGUCUGUAUCUUGUACAGAAUCGCCCUCCGGUGUGACACCAGGCUGAACGCCCUACAGCGCUUUUUUCUUAGUGCCCUUUUUCCAAAAAAUAACAAUGAGCGGAGCAGAUGAACUGCCUCCGGACUGACUACUGCAGCUGAGUGAGUUGCUCCACGAAGAAGAAUAAGAAGAAGAAUCCGAUCUGGACCUCUUGUGGUAUGGGUCUGCAUGCUUGUGUUCACUUACACCACGGUUUGUUCUUUCGACUCACGGGUGCUUAAAUCCAAACGGACCUCGGUACUUUAGUCUCUGCAUGGCAUAGCAACUCGCCUCUGAGACCUGUCUUAAAAAAAAAAAAAUGAAGCCAUUUUUAACUGUUUGUACAAAAUGAAAUAGGCCAUUAAGACAGAUAAGUGUCAUUCUAACUUUUUUUUUUUUAUGAUCUUUGGCUUGUUGUUGUACCAAAUAUUUGACUUCCAUACAGAAAUAAUUAACAUACUGAUGAACAGGUACAUAGAGCUUGCUUAUUUUUUAAAACUGUUAACAAAACAACUGAAGCACAAAUUUGAUCGUUGCUUUUAGGUUUUUGAUGAACUGUUGCUGGAAUGUGAAUAAGAUGUUUAGUAGUUUGAAUAUUCAUCACAAAAAUUUGAAUACGACGCACUGGGUGCAUCUCAAUUCCCUUAAUUGCAACCACAUUUCUCUUAUUUGCAAGAGGAGAGAUUCAAGAAAAGAUGCGAGCCGGCAUUCUGUUGAUAUUGUUUCUGUAAAUUCAUUAUUAAAUAUUUUGAUUUCUACAAUUAGAAUGCCUUGUAUUUUAAAAAUCUCCACUUUUCCUAAAACAUUUAGGCUACUAAAUCAUUCCAACGAGGUUAUAUCUCAAAUAAAAAAUAUAUUUGUAAAAGACUAACAGUUAGCUCUGUUAUUGGUGCCGGAGCAGAUUCCUUCAGGAGAAAACAUCAAAUAAGGGAAUUGGGAUGUAACCCACUGAUUGAACACAGGGUUUGUGCAGAUGUGAAUUGGGUCUCCCUCACUUCGUUGUGGUAUUUAUUAUCUAUUACAUGAUGGUACAAAUACUGCCAGCACUUAAAAUGUUAGAUAACACAGAGCCUUGACCACUUCCCCCCCCCUCCUCACCUCUGUUUGUCGACCUACCAGCUAUGUGCCAUUGUCUCAAACGUGUCCAGUGCCUUGAUGUUGAUUCAUUUUGUUUGAUUACGAAAUUUCUUUUUUUUUUGAUUAUAAUAAAAAAUCACCUCACCAAAUGUCACUGAACCCCGGUGGCAUUUAGCCGUGCAGGUUUCAUAGGUUUUGAGAUAUUUGCCUCAGGUUUCUGCUACGACUGAAAUGCAACACAGGUGCAUUGUGGGUUAUAUAGUUACAUCUCAGACUCCCUGCUUCAAAGGUAAAUUACAUUUCCAGAAAGUCCUUUAAGUGCAAGAAAAUGUAAACAUCCUCAAUAUCAUUUAACAACAACAACAAUUGGGAAAGAAGUUCAUGUGAUGUGAUUGAAAGCUCCAGAAUAUCUACUAAAUAGACUGUGAAGUGAGAAUGUUUAAUGUGUUGUACUACAGCUGAAAGUACAAGUCGAUUACUUGAUUUGUCAAUCAACAGAAAAUAAAUCAGUAACUGUUUUAAAAAGAUAUAUUAAUAUUCAAAGUAUUUUUUUAUGAAAAAAAACUUUUAAUUAAAUAUCUUUGGGAUUUGGACUGUUGGUCAAAAACACAAUCAAUUUGAAUAUGUUAACUUGAAUUAUUUUUUAUGUUUUGUUGCUAUUUUCAAAUAUAUUUAAGAUGAAUUGACAGGUAAUAAUGAUAAUAAUUAUUAACUGCAGGCCUAUUGGUUUUUUGUUUUUCUUUAGUAUCUCCAGUGCAAAGUGUCCUCAGGUCUGUGGAGUAUUCAGGACAUUACAAUAACAAUUAGGUUUAGAUUCAUUUUUUAUUAUUUUGAGCACCAAACAUUGUCAUGGAGGCAGAAAUCUCAAAACCUGGACAAAUACAAACUACGACCUUCUGCCACUAGACGCCAAAAUAUUAUUUUAUUUGCAAUUUUGUGUGAAAUGAUUCUUUAAUAUGUGGAGCAUAAUGUCGGGUGGUUAUGUUACAUUGAGUGUCACAGUUUGAGAGGGAACCAGUAUGCAUGCCUGUUUUUUUUUGUUAGAUUAUUUGGUGAAAUGAUGUCUCACUCCUCUGUUUUUUCUCCUUGAGGUCUGCUGAUAUUCUUUAUUUUUCUUGUUGUCAACAAACCCCAUGAGAAAGACAAAAAAAACGUCAAUGUGCAAGUCUGUUUAUCAAUACUUAAUUCAAAAUUCACAAUUACCUACUUUGAUGUUUUACAUCAACAGCUGGGAACUGAAUUUUUUAGCAGAAGUCACUAAAAACAAGGGUAAAUAGUGCAUUUAUUGGGGACUACUUUCUGCCGCGGAUUAAUCCACGUUUUGGAGCUCUAUUGCACAGAGGGAGAUUACUUUUAUAAUACUCUGUCUUUUUAUGGGCUUUGUAUAUAUAAUAAGAAAAAGACAGAAUAUCUCCAGACUUCUUCUUUAAGUUGGUUGUGAGUGUGAGAGUGUUAGCUUUAGGUACUGAUAUGAAAUUGAGCUGAUUUUGUGAACAAUGUAUGAAAACAAAAAGAGGACUUUUGAGUGAUGUCUCCAUUCUAACGUUUGUGUUUGAGUUAUCUUUUCCAGACUAAAAAGUUGUGCAUAUUAAUGAGCUUAUUUUAAAAUUGAGAACCCUUUCUAGCUGCAGUUGGAUUGAAGUGGAGACGGCCGAUAAGCACACACACACACACGUUAAGAAGCACAGUGUUUUUCUGCCAGUAUUAUUAUUAUUAUUAUUAUUAUUAUUCUUCCUCUAACAGAAAAUGAGCUUCACCAGUCCUGACAAUCGCUGUGGUCACGUGUCUGAUGAGUUUCAUACCAGUUCCUGAUGCAGUACGACAUGCUGAGGGCUGUUUGUCAGCUACCCUUUGUUUUAUAUAAAUUGUACAAUU